Lottia gigantea (owl limpet) is the source of this 225-nucleotide messenger RNA. RefSeq lists its product as hypothetical. Lineage: Eukaryota; Metazoa; Mollusca; Gastropoda; Lottiidae. The annotation marks the transcript as partial. The record is from RefSeq and is a predicted model, not a curated record. The transcript has a single exon.
UCUAGAUAUUUUAUAGGUUACUCUUUAAUACAGCCCACCGCCUUAUCUAUAUAUUUUAUAGGUUACUCUAUGAUACAGCCCACUACCUUAUCUAGAUAUUUUAUAGGUUACUCUAUAAUACAGCAUACCGCCUUAUCUAUAUAUUUUAUAGGUUACUCUAUGAUACAGCACACUACCUUAUCUAUAUAUUUUAUAGGUUACUCUAUAAUACAGCCCACCGCCUAA